AUGAAACCCAUUUCAAGAUCCUGCAAAGCUGAAGCAUUCCACAAGUAUCUAAAGCCAGGAGCUUUAGCCCAAUUGAGAGACUCCAAAAUCAAUGCCAGAUCCCACAAGCUGAACUCAGUACGACUUGACUCAGUCCCAACUCAGAUUCCAAGCCAAACCCAGAUCCAAAUUUCAGAUUUUGAUCAAAUCCCAAGGUUCCUGAACAAGAUCUAUGGUGGUCCAUGUUGUCUUCAAAGAAAGAAGCUUUUGGCUACUAAAUCUGUCUUGCUGGUCAAUUUGGAAACUUCUGGUCAAAGCUUAGAAUCUAGGGAGAGUAGAAGUAAUAGACAUGGUGAAAAUUUGUUGAUUAAUGUGUUAAAUAAUGAUGUUGUUGCUCAUUGA
Messenger RNA from Theobroma cacao (cacao), 381 nucleotides. Lineage: Eukaryota; Viridiplantae; Streptophyta; Magnoliopsida; Malvales; Malvaceae. The record is from RefSeq and is a predicted model, not a curated record.